Messenger RNA from Engraulis encrasicolus (European anchovy), 968 nucleotides. RefSeq names its product clumping factor B-like. NCBI's taxonomy places the organism in Eukaryota, Metazoa, Chordata, Actinopteri, Clupeiformes, Engraulidae. The record is from RefSeq and is a predicted model, not a curated record. The transcript is spliced from 9 exons. Bases 62 to 787 code for a protein of 241 amino acids.
UUGGUGGUAUACAGGUUAUCUUUCAUCCAGACUGUUGGUAUCUUUCACUGUAGUCGGCAUCAUGAGAGUCCCAGUUCUGGUUGUGUUUGUUGUGCUGCUUAAUGCUUUAGUCUGUGAUGUUUCCUCAGCUCCGGUUAAAGGGAUUUCUCCAGGCAAAGGCAAGGAUCAACAAAAAGAUCAACAGAUCCAGACCAGACCCACACCACAGCAGCCCAAAGUUUCCACUUAUCCGGUUAAGGAUGUUUCUCCAGGCAAAGGGAAGGAUCAACAAAAGGAUCAAUUGAGUGAAGAUGAUGUGGCUGCUACCACAGCAAACCAUCCCUUCGAUGAAACCACACCAGAAUCUACAGAGCCUGAGAGCAGAGAUGUGGAUGAGGCUGAUGGCCAAGGUGAUGACAACAGUAGCCAAGGUGAUGGCGAUAGCAGCCAGGCUGCGGGAGAUGAUGGCCUAAGUGACGAUGAGGAUUCUAAUGGCAAUUCCUCUGAGGAAGGUGAAGAUGACACUGACAGCCAAGCUGAAGAUGGCCAAGGAGACAGCGCUGAGGAUUCUGAUGGCCAGUCUUCUGAGGAUUCUGAUGGCCAGUCUUCUGAGGAUUCUGAUGGCCAGUCUUCUGAGGAUUCUGAUGGCCAGUCUUCUGAGGAUUCUGAUGGCCAGUCUUCUGAGGAUUCUGAUGGCCAGUCUUCUGAGGAUUCUGAUGGCCAGUCUUCUGAUGGCCAGUCCUCUGAGGAAGGUAACACCAAUGAGGACAACGUGUCCCCAGAAAGCCGUAUAGUUAGAAGAUGGUGACCGGUUUUCAUGAUUUAAGAACUGCUGUCCACCCAACCAGGGACCGGGUGAUCGCCGAAAAAGAUGCUGUCGCUAGGAGACACUGAAUCUCUUGCACAACUAACUAGACUGGUCUGUCCUCUUGUUGCCGCUUGACUUUAAUGUAUGACCUUUUGGACAAGAAAUAAAAAGAAUAAAUCCA